Messenger RNA from Canariomyces notabilis, 2072 nucleotides. RefSeq names its product anthranilate synthase component. The record is from RefSeq and is a predicted model, not a curated record. Gene Ontology annotation, biological process: L-tryptophan biosynthetic process. The transcript is spliced from 3 exons. Lineage: Eukaryota; Fungi; Ascomycota; Sordariomycetes; Sordariales; Chaetomiaceae. The coding region runs from base 115 to 1836 and encodes 573 amino acids.
GAUCUGUCCACCGCAACCAUUUUCAACAACCCCUGAAGAUCCAGUCCAUCGCUCCAAGCAAUUGGAACUCCGGGUCCUUGCAGAUCUAUCGUAUAAUCUCUGGGCUCGUUCACAAUGGUUUCUACCGCCGAUCUCGACAUCCGGCCGACGGCAUCCGAGGCCCACAGUUUCUUUGAAAAGGCUCGCCAAGCCUCACCCCAGCCGACGCUCCUGCCAGUCUGCAUUUCAGUGCCUUCAGAUCUGCUGACUCCUACGGCUAUAUACCUAAAGUUGUCCGAUGGAGCAACUGCCGAGUAUUCAUUUCUUCUCGAGAGCGCCACGGGAAGCACUGAGACCGUUGGUCGAUACAGCUUUAUUGGAGCCAUCCCCAGAAAGGUGAUCGCGACUGGUCCCGGCUAUGGGGAUGUUGGCGACCCGUUGCGGGCUCUCGAGACGCAGCUGUCUCAGGACCGCGUUGUCAGCAUCCCGUCGCUCAAACUUCCCGCUCUCACAGGAGGCGCCGUCGGGUACAUCUCGUACGACUGCAUCAAGUAUUUUGAGCCCAAGACGGCAAGGCCACUCAAGGACAACCUUGGCAUUCCUGAAGCCCUCUUCAUGAUCUUCGACACCGUCGUGGCGUUCGACCACUUCUGCCAAACCGUCACAAUCGUCACACAUAUGAGGCUGCCUGAAAAUCCCAAUGAUUUCCAAGAGUCUUACGAGAAUGCGUCCGCCACGAUCCAGUCUGUACUAGAGCGCAUCAAGCAGCCCGAGACACCCCUCCCUCCAAAGAACCCGAGCAACCCGGCUUCCGAGCAACAGUACUCAUCCAAUGUCGGCCGUCACGGCUACGAGUCCUUCGUCACAUCGCUCAAGUCGCACAUUAUCAAAGGCGACAUCAUCCAGGCCGUCCCAUCGCAGCGGUUUUCGCGGAGCACCACGCUGCACCCCUUCAACAUCUACCGGACCCUCCGUACACUCAACCCGUCCCCGUACCUCUUUUUCCUUUCCUGCGCCGACUUCCACAUAGUCGGCGCCUCGCCGGAAUGCCUAAUGAAGACAGACGGGUACGCCGCGCUGCCGCUGGACGCGCGCUUCGGGUAUACGGCCGAGCAGCAGGCGCAGCUGCGCCCGCGCAUCGUCAACCACGCCAUCGCCGGCACCAUCCGCCGCGGCGCCAACCCGGCCGAGGACGACGAGCUCGCCGCCGAGCUGCAGGCGAGCACAAAGGACCGCGCCGAGCACGUCAUGCUGGUCGAUCUGGCGCGCAACGACGUGAACCGCGUUUGUCACCCGUCCACUGUCAAGGUCGACCGCCUGAUGCGCAUCGACCGCUUCUCCCACGUGCAGCAUCUUACCAGCGAGGUCUCGGGCUUGCUCAGGCCCGAGUGUACCCGCUGGGACGCCAUGCGCAGCAUCUUCCCUGCCGGAACGGUCUCGGGCGCGCCGAAGAUUAGGGCGAUGGAGCUGAUUUAUGAUCUAGAGCAGGAGAAGAGGGGGAUUUACGCGGGCGCGGCGGGAUGGUUUGCAUACGACAUCGUGCGGAUCGAUGAGGCCAACGGCUCCGUGGCGCUGGAUGAGGGCCAGAUGGAUACAUGCAUUGCUAUCCGGACCAUGUUGAUCAAGGACGAGGUGGCGUAUCUCCAGGCCGGAGGCGGCAUUGUGUUUGACAGUGAGAAGACAGAGGAGUGGAUGGAGACGAUGAAUAAGCUGGCGGCCAACUUGAGAUGCAUUGAGCUGGCUGAGAAGUAUUACGGCGACGGACUGGGCUCCAAGUCGGUACAGGAGAUUAUCGACGAAGAGCGGCGCAAGGGGGACGAGUACUAUCGUCUGCAGACAAUGGGUGCUGGGGCAUGAACGGGGGUAAAUGUAUAGGACACGAGCUAGAGGAUGAUGAGCAGCCAGUGAGGAGAUAGCCGACCGGAAUGCAUGCUCAGAAAUCCCGUUCUAAGCCCUUAUCCUUCUCUUGAUGUAUGCUCGCAUCUAUUGCCUGAUGGUAUUGAGCUGAAGCUGCUGGAACUUGUCGCCUGAUGGCAUUGACGGUUGCAGUGGCAGCGCUGAUGGCAGUCACGUUGCACUUUAGUUCUCGCCCA